Cottoperca gobio is the source of this 2021-nucleotide messenger RNA. It is a transcript of the gene natd1, whose product is annotated as protein NATD1. The record is from RefSeq and is a predicted model, not a curated record. The coding region runs from base 93 to 428 and encodes 111 amino acids. NCBI's taxonomy places the organism in Eukaryota, Metazoa, Chordata, Actinopteri, Perciformes, Bovichtidae. The transcript is spliced from 3 exons.
UUGCUUAGACCGUUCAUCAUUUCAUGAAGCCAUUUCUGGUUAGCAUCGCUGCACAGUAGCAUAGCAGUCAUCGUCAACUGCAGUAGGAUACUAUGGCACAGGCAGCACAGGCAAAUGUCUUCGACGCAAACAACUCUCAGAUCCAGGUGGAGCACGAUAAGAAACGUCGGCAGUUUGUUAUAAGACUAAACGGAUCUCAUGAUCGUGCAGUUCUUCUGUAUGAGUAUGUUGGGAAGAAGACGGUGGACUUGCAACACACUGAAGUUCCAGAUGCUUACAGAGGGAGAGGGAUAGCCAAGCACCUGGCCAAGGCAGCCAUGGAUUUCGUGGUGGAAGAGGAUCUGAAAGCCCACCUGACCUGCUGGUACAUUCAGAAAUACGUCAAAGAGAAUCCGCAGCCUCAGUACUUUGAACAUAUUUAUCAAUGACUCUACGUGGCUCUGACGGAGAAGACAAGGAGAAAGAGACUCCCAGGGGAUAACUUCAUACUGUGUGGUAUCAUGCUUUUGGAGUUACAGGCUGUCUUACAACAAAGGACCUUCCAGGCAUUGUUGAACACGAUCUCACGGCAAAGACGUCCGUAAGCUUGAACGUUGGGUUUAAGGGUUGGUAAGACACUCACCUAAAACAGGAAGUGAAUCAGCUGGUCACCAUUUGUAAAAACAUAAGCAAAUAAACUAACCAAAGCUGAAGCCUGUUACCUCGGACAGAAACAUUCAGGAUGCAUCACUGACUGGAAACAAGGGUUAGGGGUGGCACGAGAACAGAAGCGAGUCAAAUCUUUUGUUGGAAAUUUCCUGUCCUCCUUUGGACUCACUGGUUGUGAGCAGCGCUGCAAGAUGGCCGGCCCAAGUGUCUUUUUCCAUGAUAGUUUCGAUGGAAGCGAUGAUGGCGUCACUGAUGCUCAAACAUGAUGACUUUUAUACUUCAACACCUUUUUGAUAUUCUUUGGAUUUGUUUUUAUUAUUAUUUUCAAUUUGGCUUUCUCCUCUUCUCUUAGAUUUAGUAUUUCUAGGACUAGAAUGCUUAUUUAGUAGACUGUAAAAGCUAAACACAUCUUUGAAACAUCUAGCUACUCAAAAGAGGUAUUUUUUUGUGAGUAAUUGCAAAGAGGUGUCGGCAGACAUUCAGUGGGUACUGGGUAUUGAAAAAAAUAUAAUCUGUAUUUUGAAGACAUUUAUUUCCCCAAACUUUCCAUUUGGUUCCAUUCACAUUCUUCCCAGAAAUGUACUCUAUUAUUAGUCAUACAUUGAUUAGUCAAAAGAACAGGGAUUUGUAAACCAAAGAACACAAACUGAGAAUGUCUAACUCAUCAUUUUCUCUAUUGUACGUGUUAAAUAUCACAGACACUUGUGAUAAAUUGGCUCUGAAGCUUGUCACUGUGGUACAACACUUCAGUGUGGAUAUGGAUAAAUAUCUCUGCUCAAACCACCAUUUCAAAAACAACACUGGGCAUUUACAUUGCUUGGUGUCCACUGUCCUUUGUUCUGUCUGUCAGUAUGAAGACACUGGGUGGCCGAAGCUCAUACUUUAGUUUUUUCUUGUCAUUUGAUCCGUUUUGGGCUUUUUUGUUUUUCUCGUACCCACACGGCAUCUUUCAACCUUUUGAUAUUAAAAUGAUAAAGGUCAUCAUUUGGUUCUUUAGGAGCUUUUGCUGUUGACAAUCUUCAUUGUUGAGGAGAAAAAUACCUCAGGUUACUCGACACACUCUGGCAGGACACACAUGCAAAGCAGACUCUCUUUAUCUGCUUUAAUCACUUAGAGGUAAUUGCAAGAAACCACUUUCCCUUUUGUAAAACAUUCCUUUAGGCGACACAAACCUAUUGAUAGGCCAUGGUAUUGUUUCAUUGUUUGUCUUUCUGUUUACAUUUGUGUUUUUUCUUCAAAGGAAACAAAUGCCUGAUUUAACAGUUUUGAGCAGGUGGCUCUACCAAAAUGUACCAAUUCUUGUUAUAUUGUUUCUGUGCUUGAGACUUUUUUCUAUUGUCUAUGAAUAAAUAAAACAAUACUCAUCACAUUAA